Molecule: messenger RNA, 2032 nt
Organism: Chrysoperla carnea
Lineage: Eukaryota; Metazoa; Arthropoda; Insecta; Neuroptera; Chrysopidae
Product: CREB-regulated transcription coactivator 1-like
Exons: 11
Coding region: 54-1784 (576 amino acids)
Biological process (GO): positive regulation of transcription by RNA polymerase II; protein homotetramerization
Cellular component (GO): cytoplasm; nucleus
Molecular function (GO): cAMP response element binding protein binding
Source: RefSeq, a predicted model, not a curated record
UAUAGUCUACUUACAUUGCGUACUGACAAAGUUGUGUGUAGUGAUUAGCCAUCAUGGCGAAUCCAAGAAAAUUUAGCGAAAAAAUAGCUUUACAUAAUCAAAAACAAGCAGAAGAGACAGCAGCAUUUGAACAAAUAAUGCGAGAAGUGUCUGAUGCUACCGCGAAGCCUGACGAAAAUAAUCCACUUACACAAAUUGGAUUAAAUACUCAAACAAAUGUAGAAACAGUAAAAACAAAUGCAACCCAAAGAGAAAGCCGAGGAAGAUCGGUUGGUGGUGGACCUAUUAGAUCUCGACCUAUAGAAAGAAAAAUGGAUACAUCACCGUAUUCUAGUGGCCCAUAUUUAAGUCCGCCGCCGGAUACCAGUUGGAGACGAACUAAUAGUGAUUCAGCUUUACAUCAAUCUGCAAUGCAAUUAGCUGGUGAAUGUUCAAAUUUACAAAGACGACAUGCGGAUUCAAUUGGUAGUAGAUGGAGUAUAACACAGAGGUCACCAUCAUCACCGUCACAUGAGAAUCAUCAUCAUCAUCAGCAACAUCAUCAUCACCAUCAUUACGAACAAAGACCCAGAUCAUCCUGUGAUGUUCCUCGCGUUCCAGGCAUUAAUAUAUAUCCAUCAGCGCAUGAACCGGGUACAGUACAAAUACCAAUAGGCAACAAUACAGGAUCUCUACCAGAUCUCACAAAUGUACAUUUUCCAAUACCUUUAAAUAAUCCAUUGGAUAAUGAACAAGACCAAAGCAGCUCUCCUUACAGUUCUAGCCCUGUUAGUGCAAGUCCAGCUACCUUAUCACCAACGAGUUUACCAACCAGACAACCAUCUGCCAGAUUUCAAUUUUCACCAGGAACGCCUGGAGCUCGUGCAUCUAGUCCAAUAACAUCAACACAUCAAAAUCACUUAUCUGUUCCUGGUAAUAGUAUAAAUUCUAGAUUUCUUCACCAUAGUAAGGGUAUAACACUGGAUAAUACUUUAACAAAUAUAGCAGAUUAUCAACAGCAACAAUCACAACAAUAUCAAGUGAAUAGUAUUCCAAAUAUAUAUCAACAGCAACAAUGCUCACCACCAUCUCCUAUAGCAAACACGCCGACUUACGAAAAUUCCAUAUGGGACCAACCCCAAAUCAACCGUCAUCCUGCACAAAUGGGUCCAAAUACAGGCUACAGAAGUCCACAGACACGGCCAAGUCCACAAUCAUCACCUGGUGUAACCGCUGACGGUGCCCGACAUUCAGCACCAUGUUCGCCAUCUGCUCCACAUAGUCCAUUACCAUCAGAUAAUUAUAUUUAUAAUCAAACAGCGUUAUUACAACAACAGUUUGAAGUGUGUUCAAUGGUGGACAAUCCAAAUCCAGUCGUAACUAGCAAUUAUAACAUAGAAACCAGUAAUGCAAGUAAUACGCAUUUUACCCAGGCAAAUUCAGAUUUAACAAACAUUGUAACCAGUGAAUUAGGUGACGGAGGAUAUUUUAGUACUUCACCUUCGUUACCGUAUACAAAUGCACCAACUAGUCUACAUACAACCCCUAACACUCCAACUAGUAUUCCCGACAUUAUACUUACAGAUUUCUCAAAUCCUGGAGACGAUUUAUGUCGAGCCGAAUUAAGCAAGGAGUUGGGAUCAGCAAUAACCGGUACAUUAGAUACCGAUUUCUUUCCAUCAGAUGAAAGUUUACGUGAAGGUUUAGGACCGCUUGAUUUUGACGGGCUACAAAUGUUAACAGAUCCUGAAUUAAAUGUUAUUUCAGACUACACCGAAGAUCAUUUUCGACAGGAUCGAUUGUAGUGAGGCAAGUAAAAGCCUGUUUAAAUAAAUAAUAAUGCCUGUGUUCGUUUUAAAAUUAAAUUUAGUGAAUGUAGUAAUUUUUUAUGGAAGACUUUAAUUUCAGCUUUUAAAGAAAAAAACAAAACAAAAACUGUGACAAAGAGGGAAAUGAAUGUUUUGACCUCUUUUUUUAAGACUGAUUAUUGUGUGUGUAGUGAAAGUAAUGUGAACUAUAUCCACGUUUCAUUGCCAUACAUUGAAUUAAUUGG